Messenger RNA from Mobula hypostoma (lesser devil ray), 9346 nucleotides. Its product is annotated as vasoactive intestinal polypeptide receptor 2-like. Lineage: Eukaryota; Metazoa; Chordata; Chondrichthyes; Myliobatiformes; Myliobatidae. Gene Ontology annotation, molecular function: peptide hormone binding; vasoactive intestinal polypeptide receptor activity; G protein-coupled peptide receptor activity. Gene Ontology annotation, cellular component: plasma membrane. Bases 222 to 1535 code for a protein of 437 amino acids. The transcript has 14 exons. The record is from RefSeq and is a predicted model, not a curated record. Gene Ontology annotation, biological process: adenylate cyclase-modulating G protein-coupled receptor signaling pathway; cell surface receptor signaling pathway.
GGGGGAUGAGACUCACCUACAGACGUGUCCCUGGUCCCUGAUGCCGUGGAAGACAGCGCUCGGUCGAAAUUGCCUGUGCUGAGGAGGACGGAACGAGCCAAAUUAUUGCAAAGUGAAGGCGGCAAAUCCGGAGAGAGGUCUUCCUCAGCCGUGGGGUCGGGUAGUGCUGCGGCCAAGAGAAAGGAGAGACAGGACUCGCGAAACAAGACCGAACCUUCGAAAUGAGAGGCAUUCUGCUGCACAUCUCCCUCAGUCUCUGCUCUUUCCUUUCUGUCAACGGGCUCGUCAAGGAUUGCCAGAUAAUGCUGGACAUGCAGAGGGAGGAGCUUCGCUGUCUGACGGGACUGAAGCAGCUCAACGUUAUAGAUCUCUCUGAAGGAUGUGCUGGGAUUUGGGAUAAUUACACCUGCUGGAUGCCAGCCAAGGUUGGAGAAACAGUCAGCUUGCCCUGUCCACUAAUCUAUAGGCACUUCAGCAGAGAACCAGGCAAUGUAAGCAAGAAAUGCAUGGCUGACGGGUGGACAGAAACAUUUCCAAGUUAUGAUGAAGCAUGUGUAUUAACCGCCGAAUAUAACAUCAGUGAGGAAACUGAAAGGACUGAUUUUUACAUGUCGGUGAAGAUUAUUUACACUCUGGGACACAGUUUCUCCUUGGUUGCUCUCACGACUGGAUCAGCUAUCCUUUGCUUCUGUAGGAAACUUCAUUGCACACGGAAUUACAUCCACCUAAAUAUGUUUUUAUCAUUCAUUUUCCGGGCAGUGUUUGUUUUAUUGAAGGACAGGAUACUGUAUUCAGAUCAAACUACUGAUCAAUGUAAUGAAAUAAUACUGGUUGGCUGUAAGAUUAUUCUGGUUUUUUUCCAUUACUUCGUCACAGCAAACUUCUACUGGUUGAUGGUGGAAGGUUUGUACCUGCACACACUGCUCAUGGUCUUUUUCUCUGAAAACAAAUAUUUUAUACUCUACAUGCUGAUUGGCUGGGGUAUGCCAACGUUGAUCACAAUUAUAUGGAUUAUUCUGAGAAUCUACUUGGACGACGUUCAAUGCUGGGAUACGAAUAAUCACCCCAUUCCAUGGACAACACUCCGAGUAUUCAUCGUGGUAUCGAUUGCGGUAACCUUCCUCCUAUUUACUAAUAUUACACGAAUACUAAUGCAGAAGCUCAAGUCCCCGGAUGUUAGUAGCAAGAGCAACUCACAGUACAUGAGACUUGCCAAAUCCUUGCUGCUCCUGAUCCUGUUACUAGGAAUCCAUUAUAUCAUAUUUGCCUUUCUCCCAGACGAGAUUAAUAAGAAGUUUAGGAUCGUAUUUGAAUUAUGUCUUGGAUCUUUUCAGGGCUUUUUUGUUGCUGUUUGGUACUGUUUUUUAAAUAGUGAGGUUCAGGUUGAACUGAAAAAGAAAUGGCGAAUUCUGACUUCAUGCAGUCAUCUAAGAUCCAAUUACACUCUGCACAGUGGGUCACUAACAGGGAAUGGCACCGCCCACAGGAAUACCCGAGCACAGUCCAUCCUCCAGACAGAAAUGUCUUUGGUAUAAAUGACUAUGUGGAAUCCAGAAGCUUACUAUAUCUGUGUGGUUUGUCAGGAAGAUCGUGGGAAAUUCUGGCACAUUUUUUUUCUAGAGUCGCAGCAUGUGAAUUUUGGAACAUGUCUGUUUAUGAGAAGUACAUCAAAAGGUUUACAGCUAAGCAAAUUGUCUUCAAGUGUAAUGCCUUUUAAGGAUUCCUUGAAAGCAGUUUUAAUAUGUUUUUCUGUAUGCCUAAUACGCUGCUUGAGCAUUGCAUUUGCUAAGUCGUUCAAGUUCAGGUUCUAGUUCAAGAUCAAGCUUAUUGUCAUUCAACUGUAUGCAUGUAUACCAUCAAAUGAAACAACUCUCCUCCAGACCACAGUUUACAACACAGCACAUAUAACUCACACACAACAUAUAAAGUAAUAUUUACACAAAUAAAUUAACAAAUAAUAAAAUAUAUUCCAGAAGAUUGACAUGUAGCAAAAGGUGUAUUUAUGACACAAGUUAGAAAGUAAACAGUAUAACACUGCUGACACUUCAUAUGUGAUGGUAGAGAGUUUGGUAGUCCCCUGGUCUGGGGGUAGGAAGUUGUUUCCCAUCCAAUUAGUUCUUGUCCUAAUGCUGCUGUGAUGUUGACUGACUCUGCCACCUAGAAAAUAGCUGUAGAUCACCAGUUCCUAGAAGCUACAGCUUCCUGGCAUCAGAAACCCUAAGCACUCAUAACUUUGAAUAUGACUUUCACUGAUCCCUAUCAAUUUCACUCAAUGGAAUUCUGCCAUGUUGCAUGUAUUAAAUAUGUGGGAUUUUUUUUCAAACAUUCCCCUAUUUCAGGUUGGUUAAAGUUGUGUUCUACUGGUACAGUAACUUGUUUCUGUAAGGGAAUUUUUAGCAAUAAAAUUGUGCAGAACUAUGUGGCAAUGAGAGAGACAUGCUGAAUUCAGUGAGAAUUUAGUACUGGGCGGGGAACUUAAGCCUGGAAAUAGCUGUGGCCGAUCUCUCUAACAACUCCCCUCUUUUUUUCCCCACCUCAUCCCCUGUUUUCCUCAAGUCCUGCCCAUUGCCUUCAUCUUCUUUCCUCUGGUUCCCCACCUCUCAAAUCAGUUUCCUUCUUCAGCCCUUUUGCCUUCUCCACCUAUUACCUCCAAAAUUAUCAUCAUAUUCCUUUUCUGUCCGUUUCCCCUUUCCGCACCCUCCUGCCUUGCCCCAUGACCUGGAAUCACCUAUCACCCACCAGUUCCAGAUCCUCUCCCUCCCACUGUCCUUUUAUUCUGGCUUCUGUCCCCUUCCUUCCCAAUCCUGGUGAAGGGUCGCUGUUCGAAAUAUAAAUUAUACUGUCUGACCUGCUGAGUUCCUUUUGCAUUUUGUACGUCUUGAUUGAGUUAAGAGAUAAAAAUUGUAGGAUUUGGAGGUGUUGAGUUCAUAUCUUAACACAAUAGCUCAGGAUCUUAUACUCAGUGAUCACUUCAUUAGAUACACCUGUACACCUGUUCAUUAUUGCAAAUUAUCUGAUCAGCCAAUCUCAUGGUAGCAACGCAAUGCAUAAAAGCAUACAGACAUUGUCAAGAGGUUCAGUUGUUGUUCAGACCAAACAUCAGAAUGGGAAAGAAAUUUGAUCUAAGUGACUUUGACCGUUGUUGCGAGGUGGAUCUCCUAGGAUUUCACACACAACAGUGGUACUGAAAACAAUAAGCAUCCAAUGCUUUGUGGGUAAAAACACCCUGAUAAUGAGAGAGGUCAGAGGAGAAUAGCCAGACUAGUUCAAGCUAACUGGAAGGUGACAGUAACUCAAGUAACCAUGCAUUACAACAAUGGUGUGUAAGUGUGAGGUGGUUCAUUUUGGUAGCUAAAAUAUGAUGGCAGAAUAUAGUAUUAAUGGUAAGACUCUUGGCAGUGUGGAGGAUCAGAGGGAUCUUGGGGUCUGAGUCCACAGGACACUCAAAGCUGCUUCACAGUUUGACUCCGUGAUUAAGAAGGCAUAUGGUGCAUUGGCCUUCAUCAACCAUGGGAUUGAGUUCAAGAACCGAGAGGUAUUAAUACAACUUUAUAGGACCCUGGUCAGAGCCCACUUGGAGUACUGUGCUCAGUUCUGGUCACCUCACUACAGGAAGGAUGUGGAAACUAUAGAAAGGGUGCAGCAUAUAGUAUUAAUAGUAAGACUCUUGGCAGUGUUGAAGAUCAGAGGGUUAUUGAGAGCCGAGUCUAUAGGACACUCAAAGCUGCUGCACAAGUUGACUCUGUGAUUAAGAAGGCAUACAGUGCACUGGCCUUCAUCAAUCAUGGGAUUGAGUUUAAGAGCCGAGAGGUAAUGUUGCAGCUAUAUAGGACCCUGGUCAGACCCCACUUGGAGUACUGUGCUCAGUUCUGGUUGCCUCACUACAGGAAGAAUGUGGAAACCAUAGAAAGGGUGCAGGGGAGAUUUACAAGGAUGUUGCCUGGAUUGGGGAGCAUGCCUUAUGAGAAUAGGUUGAGUGAACUCGGCCUUUUCUCCUUGGAGCAAUGGAGGAUGAGAGGUGACCUGAUAGACGUGUAUAAGAUGAUGAGAGGCAUUGAUCAUGUUGAUAGACAGAGACUUUUUUCCCAGGGCUGAAAUGGCAGUUUUAAAGUGCUUGGAAGUAGGUGCAGAGGAGGUGUCAGGGGUAAGUUUUAUAUGCAGAGAGUGGUGAGUGCGUGGAAUGGGCUGCUGGCGACGGUGGUGGAGGCAGAUACGAUAGGGUCUUUUAAGAGACUCCUGGGUAGGUAAUGGAGCUUAGAAAAAUAGAGGGCUAUGGGUAACCCUAGGUAAUUUCUAAAGUAAGUACAUGUUCAGCACAGCAUUGUGGGCCAAAGUGCCUGUAUUGUGCUGUAGGUUUUCUAUGUUUCUAUGUUUCUAAUGGUGUGCAGAAGAACAUCUCUGAACACACAGCAUUUCAAACCUCAAAGUGAAUGGGCUACAGCCGUAGAAGAUCACAAACAUACACUCAGUGGGUCAGAGUGUCAGAAGCUGUUGAAUUGUUGUGAAUAGAGCUAAGGAACUGCAAGGGUAAAAAUUCCCUGAUGGGAGUUAUAUACACACCACCAAACAGUAGUAGGGAUGUGGUGUACAAUUUUCAACAGGAGAUAGAAAAUAUAUGCCAAAAGGGCAACGUUACAAUAGUCAUGGGGGAUUUCAAUAUACAGAUAGAUUGGGAAAAUCAGGUUGGUGUGGGAUUCCAAAAGGGAGAAUUUCUAUAAUGUCUAUGAGAUGGCUUUUUAGAGUAACUCAUGGUUGAGACGGCUAGGGGAUCAGCUAUUCUGGAUUGGGUAUUGAUCUUUCAAGGGGGAGGGAACAUCGACUCAGACCAUGAGAGGCCUGCGUCGGGUAUUUUCAUGCCUUACAAGGCACAUAUUGGAAGUCUAUGUGGGGCUCCACAUCUUGCACAGACUAGAGCAAUGUGUGAUUAAAUGCCUUAAGGGCACAAACACACUGCCACAGCUGAGGCUCGAACUAGCGACCUUGAGGUAACUAGACGAAUGCCUUAACCACUUGGCCACAUGCCCAACACUUUCAAGAAUCACUAGAAUCUGGAAUGGUUCUGGAAGAUUGGAAAAUUGCAAAUGUUACUCCACUCUUUAAGAAAGGAGGGAGGCAAAAGAAAGGAAGCUAUAGGCCAGUUAGUCUGACCUCGGUGACGGGAUCAUGUUGGAGUCAAUUGUUAAGGAUGUAGUUUUGGAAUUCUUCGAGGCACAUGAUAAAAGAAUAGUCAGCAUGGUUUCCUCAAGGGGAAAUCUUGCCUUACAAGCCUGUUGGAAUUCUUUGAAGAAGUAACAAGCAGGAUAGACGAAGGAGAAUCGGUUGAUGUUGUGUACGUGGAUUUUCAGAAGGCCUUUGACAAGGUGCCACACAUGAGACUGCUUACCAAGCUACAAGCUCAUGGUAUUACAGGAAAGAUUCUAGCAUGGAUGAAGCAGUGGCUGAUUGGCAGGAGGCAAAGAGUGGGAAUAAGGAGAGCCUUUUCUGGUUAGCUGCUAGUUACUAGUGAUUUUCUACAGGGGUUUGUGUUUGGACUGAUUCUUUCUACAUUAUAUGUCAAUGAUUUGGAUGAUGGAAUUGAUGGCUUUGUUGCAGUUUGCAGAUGAUAUGAGGAUGUGUGGAGGUAGUUUUGAGGAAGUAGAGAGACAACAAAAGGAUUAGGAGAAUGGGCAAAGAAGUGACAGAUGGAAUAUAGUUUUGGGGAGUGUAUGCUCUUGCACUUUGGUAGAAGAAAUGAAAGGGUUGGCUAUUUUAUAAAUGGAGAGAAAAUACAAAAAUCUGAGACACAAAGGGAUUUGGGAGACCUCGUACAGGAUUCCCUAAAGGCUAAUUUGCAGGUUGAGGCUUCGGUGAGGAAGGCAAAUGUGAUGUCUAGAAAUGUGAGGACUAGAACAUAAAAGCAAGGAUGUGCUUUUGAGACUUGUGAUGCUUCACUUGGAGUAUUCUGAGCAGUUUUGGGCCCCUUAUCUCAGAAAGGAUGUGCUGAAACUGGAGAGGGUUCAACGAAUGUUCACAAAAAUGAUUCCAGGCUCUGGGCCUGUAUUCACUAGAAUUAAGAAGAAUGAGGGGUGACCUCGUUGAAACCUAUUGAAUGGUGAAAAGCCUUGAUAGAAUGGAUGUGGAGAGGAAGUUUCCAAUGGUUUGAGUGCCUAAGACUCGAAAUAGAGGGGCCUCCUUUUUGAAUAGAGAUGAGGAGGAACUUCAUUAGCCAGAGAACGGUGAAUCUGUGGAAUUUGUUGCCAUAGGCAGCUGUGGAGGCCAUGUAUACUUAAGGCAGAGUUUGAUAGAUUCUUGAUUGGUCAGGGAAGGUAGGGAUAUGGGGCAGGAGGUGGAGGGGAAGACAGGAGACUGAGACUGAAAGGAAAAAUGGAUCAGCUAUAAAGAAAUGGUAGAGCAGACUCGAUGGGCCAAAUGGCCUAAUUCUGCUCCUAUACCUUCUGGUCUUACGGCCACUUUGUUAGGUGAAGUGGCACCUGAGUGUACAUUUCGUCAAUUAUGUCCUCUGGAAUACAAUUGCAAUGAGCAGUCUGAAGCUUCUCAGUUUCUGGAUUCAGUACUGUCUUUUAGAAAAGGAAAUCCACCAUCCUUUCCAGCCUAGCUUUAGGCUGCCACUGAUCUUGUGCAGGGCGCUCAAUUGCACUUUGAAAUGGCCCACUAGAUCAUUCACUUCAAUGACAAUCAGGAAGGGCAACAAACCAGAGACAAGAAGGGAUAUGAAGAGAAGGCAGGAGAUCAGGGCUGAGAGGGAAAUGCGGGUCAGACACAAUAGGCCAAUGGUUUAAUUCUGCUCCUAUACAUAUCUUAUGGUUUUAUGGACAUAUCCAACCACCCCCAUGGAAUCUAAAAUUUGAAGUAUUCCAGCUCUGUACCUCCCACAGCACUCUCUCUGUACCUAUGCAGUUUCAUUUCCUAAGCUGAGUUGAAUUAGAGCUGCUUCUAUGAUAGGAUUAUCGACAUACUGUCCCAUAGAAAUGACAAAAUAUAAUUUGGCAUCCAUAGCCAUUUGUAAUCCUGAAUUCCACAGAUUCACCACCUUGCUUCUCCACAUCUCAGUCCUAAACGUUUUGUGCUGAAUCCUCAAAUAUACCCCUGGUACUAAGCACCUCCAAUCUAAAGACGUAUCCUCCUCACGUUCAGUCUCGUGAACCCUGUCAGGAUUUUGCACAUUUCCAUUUAGGGUCUUGCAUGUUUCAGCCAAAUGCUUUUGUCCUGACAAUAUGAUUCUUAGUUCUGUUCUAGGUGAAACUACCUCUCAACAGUUAACCUAAAAUGCCAUCAAUUUGCCAUUAUGUUACUUUACCAAAAUGAGAAUGUACAAGCCGUCCUUGGGGGUAAGAACACCUGACUUGUUGGCACUUCCACAUGCCAAUGGGAUCCCAUAAUAUUAUUCAAAUGUCUAAAAUACUUGCAUAUACUUGUUCUGAAAUUAGUUUCCUCUCUCACCCCACUUUUGGUAAUUAUUUUUUCUUAGCAACCAUAUGCCUUUUUAAUACAUUUUAUUACAACAUUGUGGAAAUAUAGACAGUGAGGCCACUUUAUUAGCUAUACCUUUACACUUGCUCGUUAAUGCAGAUACUAAUCAGCCAAUUCAAUGCAUAAAAAUCAUGCAGAUAUGAUCCAGAGGUUCAGUUGCUGUUCAGACCAAGCAUCAGAAUGGGGAAGAAAUGUGAUCUAAGUGACUUUGACUGUGGGAUGAUUGUUGGCGCCAGACGGGGUGGUUUGAGUAUCUCAGAAAUUGCUGAUCUCCUGGGAUUUUGUGCACAACAGUCUCUAGAGUUGACAGAAACGUGUGAGAAACAAAAAUCCCAUGAGUGACAGUUCUGUGGGUGAAAACACCUUGUCAAUGAGAGAGAUCAAAGGAGAACGGCCAAACUGGUUCAAGCAGACAGGAAGGUAACAGUAACUCAAAUAUCCAGGCAUUGUGACGGUGGUGUGCAGGACAGCAUCUCUGAACACACAACAUAUUGAACCUUGAAGUGAAUGGGCUGCAGCAGCAGAAAGCCACAAGCAGACACUCAGCGGCAACUUAUUAUGUACAGGAGGUAUCUACUUAAGUGGCCUCUGAAUGUGGUUACCAUCCCAAGUAAUUUUUGUGUUUUAUGCAAAAGAUCACCUUAGGGACGCCUGUGAAAAUGUAACUCAUUCAUCACCUGGGAACAUUCUAUAUAAUGUUUUUUUCUUCUGUAGCAUUGUUAUAGUCCAUGUCUUUCAUUAGGGCUAAACAGUGACCUAAUGAAGUGUUAUUUUCUAUGAUUACAUUUAUCUCCUUCAUAAAUUAUCUAAAAUGGCUCCUACUACCACUCCAUUCCAAGGACAUCCCCGCAAAAUGGAAUUUGAAAUGAUAAUCCUGUUUUAAUUAGAAGUUCUUGAAGCAUUUCCAGGCAGCCCAACCAUUCCUAAAAAGGUGACUGAAAUGCAUUAAAGCUGUUUCCUGGAAGGAUAUUUACCAAUAGUUUAUUUAGAUAGUGGGAAUGUUUUAUUGGACUGCAAAAUGGAAAAUAUAAUUUGAGCAGAUAAAAACUGAUUUGCCUUGUGUCUACAAUGUAGUUCCUUGCAAUUAAGAGAUUUUAUACAGAAUAAAGUAACAUAAUGCUAGAACUUCAUUUCACAGAGACAGAAAAAUAUGAAUUGUCAACAGACUGGUCACACAGUAUACAGAGAUUGUUAAUCUUUGUGAGUUGGUUGCCCAGCUGAAAUAUAACACUAAACAAAUGAACAGGCCUCCUCUACUGAUCAUAGAAUAAAAUGGAGUGUCUGUGUUAAAUGGGAAAUAAGUACAAUAGCUUUAAUUAGACUAUUACCUGAUCUAAGUAUUUACAGUUGUCAAAUAAAUCACAUACACUGAUAUAAAGAGUUUGGGAUCACAAAUGAAAAUUGUAUUUUAUUCUUAAGCAGCGCCUACUUACUUUUUAAGUAAUGUUCACAUUGCCAGCUGUUUAUCUUUAUUAAGACCUUGGUAGUCUUAAUAAAGAGUAAGUCUUGGGAUUGACAUCAUUCCUACUUAUUGGAGACUAGGGAAUUAUAAUCAUCACAAUUCUUGAUUAGUCAAGCCAUGAAGGAAAAUUGGAUCAGCUAUGAUGAAAUGGUGGAGCUGACUCGAUGGGCCAAAUGGCCUAAUUCUGCUCCUAUAUCCUAUGGUCUUAUGGAACCUCUGAGAAAUGAGACAGGGUACAAGUCUACAGCUCAACACUGUUACAGAUUUUGAACGCAGGACAGUACAGCACAGGAAAAGGUCAAUCAGCCUGCGAUGUUGUGUCGAACCAAUUAAAUCAGUAAUCAAAUGAUCAGCUAAACUAAGAAACACACACAAAAUGCUGGAAGAACUCAGCAUUUUAUGCAUGUUGCUCAG